Schistocerca gregaria is the source of this 2358-nucleotide messenger RNA. RefSeq names its product cleavage and polyadenylation specificity factor subunit 2-like. Gene Ontology annotation, cellular component: mRNA cleavage and polyadenylation specificity factor complex. NCBI's taxonomy places the organism in Eukaryota, Metazoa, Arthropoda, Insecta, Orthoptera, Acrididae. The record is from RefSeq and is a predicted model, not a curated record. The coding region runs from base 83 to 2329 and encodes 748 amino acids. The transcript has 3 exons. Gene Ontology annotation, biological process: mRNA 3'-end processing by stem-loop binding and cleavage. Gene Ontology annotation, molecular function: RNA binding.
GUAUAGUAUAGAAGCGCUCGACACUGGUUCUCAGGGGAUCAAGACAAAGCUGGGAGGGCAUCUCCUUUCAAAAGCGAGAGCGAUGAGGACCAACAUCCAUUUUACGCCUGUGUAUGGCGUUGACGACGGUGCGGCGCUGUGCUGUCUCCUCGAAGUGGACGGGUUCAGGAUUCUGUUGGAAUGCGGAUGGGACGACACGUUCGGCUUGGAACAGAUAGAGUCGCUAAGAGACGUUGCGCCGACGGUCGACGUCGUGCUGGUGAGUUACCCGGACAUUGCGCACAUAGGCGCGCUGCCUUAUGCGCGUGCGAAUUUCGGGCUGAAGGCGCCUGUGUAUGGGACGAUUCCCGUGUACAAGUUUAGUCAAGUUUGUUUGUAUGACGCGUAUCAGGCGCAGAGGUAUCAGAGCAAUUUCGAGUUGUUUAGGCCCGAGCAGAUCGACGAGUGCAUGUGCGGGUUCGUGCAGUUAAAGCAUUCACAGAGAGUGCCGUUGGGCGGGAAGGGAGAGGGGAUAGACUUGAUGCCGCAUUGCGCUGGACACAUGAUUGGGGGGUCCAUAUGGCUGAUCACGAAGAACGUGGAAAGGAUCUUGUAUGCGGUGGAUUACAACAUUCGAACGGAGAAGCAUUUGAACCCCUGCAUUUUGACAAGUUUGUCUGAGCUGAACAAGGAGAAGGCGAUGAGGCAUUUGGAUCGGAGUUUGUUGGCCUCGUUAUUGAGGCCCACGGUGAUGAUUACAGAUGCGCUGAUGCCGAGUCAGCCACAACAAAGGUCUAGUGAGCGCAACCGCAGGAUGGCGUCUUUGAUUUUCAGCACAUUGAGAGAGGGAGGGGACGUUUUGAUUCCUGUAGAUAGCGCUGGACGCGUGUUGGAAUUGUUGAUAUGGAUAGAAGAGUGUUGGGCGGACAAGCAGAGGUAUCAGGUUGUUUUUUUGUCGAACACGGCGUAUAGCGUUGUGGAAUUUGCGAAAACGCAGUUGGAAUGGCUUCAAGAUAUUUUGUCGCAAAAAUUCUAUGACGAGCGUAUAAACGCGUUCGAUCUGAAGAAUGUCGUCACUGCGCAUUCCCUGGAAGAUUUGGAGUCCCUCUCGAAGCCGAGAGUGAUUCUGGCGUCUACGUCUAGUUUGAUGCAUGGAUAUGCCGUCGAUUUGUUUAUUAACAUGGCGCCAAACAAAAGCAAUGCGAUCAUCUUGACCGAGCGCGGUUCUCCCGCCACGCUCGCCAACCGACUCUACAGCAUGGUCUCGUCCGGAUGUCCUCUCGCGGAGGAAAUUGAGGUCCCUCGGUGGAAGCGCGUUCCGCUAGUCGGCAAAGAAAUGGACGCCUAUUGCGCCAAGAAAAAACUCGAAGAAGAAGAAAAGGCGGCGCGAAGGAAGAAACACUUGGACGCUGUUCGAAACGACGCGGCAAAAGACAACAAAGACUUCGACGCGGACGCGGACGACAGCAGCACUCUGUCUAAUUUUUGGAAGGGCUUCGACCUUCACCAGGACGGGCUCCAGAAAAUAAGAGCCAGGGGACAGCAUCCCGUGUUUCCGUUCGUUGAGCCGCGCACGGCCUUCGACGAUUACGGAGAGAUUGUUUAUCUCGAGGCGCCCGUUCAGAGUCUCCUGCAUGUCCAGCAACAGGCAUUCUCGGGAUUGGACGAAUCCGACGAAUCCGACGAAGAUUUGUCUACGAAGCCCGUUUUCGAAAUAGCUAAGGUUAAAUUGGCUUCGAAAAUUCACUUCUUUGAUUUCGAAGGGCGCACCGAUCGUCGAUCCGUCAAGCGCAUUCUCGGUCAGGUGGUGCCCAGAAAGCUUGUUCUAAUUCAUGGCACAAACGAAUCGAAGCAAGAUAUCGCCGAUUACGCCAAGUCCGAGCUCAGCAAACAGAUCGCGCACGUCUACAUCCCCGCUCAUCUCCAGCGCAUCGACUUGUCGUCGAAGAUACCUUUUCUCAACGCCACCAUCAAGCACCAAAACUUCUCCCACCUCCAUUUCGUCCAAUCGGCCGACUACAGCCUGUCUCUGUUCAGCGGCGUCCUCACUCCCCCCGCGUCCAAGGCGCUCCCGUACGAGCUCAAGUACGAGGACGGGUCGAAGAACAAAGACGAGAACGACGGUACUUUCAUCGGCGACGUCCAACUCAAAAACUUCAAAGCCGACUUGGAUCUGCUCGGGCUCCAGACGGAGCUCAAGGGCGGCAUUCUGAAAAUAAACGGCGUCGUCACCGUCAUGAAGGAGCCCACGGGCAUAGAGGGAUACUCCAGGUUGAAGUUGGACGGACAGAUGUGCGAUUCUUAUUUUCAGGUGCGAGACCUGUUAUACAAUAAAUUGACUGUGCUUUAAAAAAAAAUUUAUUUCGAUCUGCCAUGACU